AUGAUGAUGACACAACCCCUAGUUAAACUUACAUUCCAAUGAACUAAAUCUUGAGAGAAUAUAUAAUAGAUUACCAAAAAUCCAACGUAUUGAAUAUUCAACUACCAGUAGGUGCCAUCAUUUGAACAAUUUCCAUUAUAACAUUAGCAUGGUCGAGUUUGCUCAAUUGCCAGAUGAUAUAAUAUUCUUAAUAUAUGAUCAGUUAGAGGUAUUAAGCAUCAAGAAAUUACAAUAUUUCCCGGAGUUGGCUCAAGGGAUAAGGCAUUACUUGUAUGGACACAGUCGGUAUUUGAUUUGUUUGGAUGAAGAUCCCAAAGUGUUGACUGAGCACAAUCAAAAUCAGCAAAGUCAAUUUAGACAUAGUGAAAUAGAAGAUACACCAUUUGAUAUGGCAGGAUAUAAACUAUCCAAACUUAUCCAUAAUGAAUCUAUGAGAAAUCAUAUAUCCCAUUUUAAAUAUUACCAAAUCGAGAUCUUGAUUUCUCAAUUUGACAGCACCUUAGCAUUGCUUGAACUUUACAAGCCGGUGAUUCACGAAUUAUUUUAUAGAGAAGAGGAAGAAGGAACAAAGAAUAUUAGAUUGCAUAUUCGUUUACAUUACACGAUGAAUACGUUUUACGAUAUGAAGAAUUGUUUGGUUAAUGUGGACAAGAUCUCGCAUUUUUUUAACAAUAACAAUAAAAACAGCGUGCAAAUAGAUUUGGAAUUAAAUAGACGAUAAUAGAACCUGAAGCAUUCUUCGGAACCCAAGGGAAACUGUAGAGAAUGUGACUUUUUUUGUUUUGUGUAGGUCACUAGUUAAUGAAUUGUCUUGACGUAGGCAAAGAAAAAAAAAACCAUGACACAACAAUUACGUCAUUUGGCAACCAAAAUUAGAUUCGUUUAAUAUAUCUGUUAAAUCAAAGUAUGAUACCGCCCAAAAUAAACACCCUGACCAUAAUAUUAACCCCGCCGUACAAGUCAUUCAAUUCUCCCUCGAGUAUGACCUUACGGUUUAAGGGAUCUUGCAGGGUAGAAAAAGUGGUUUUUUUGAACUCAGCCGGGACAAGAUUUCCUUAGCCGGAAAUAAAAAA
Messenger RNA from Spathaspora passalidarum NRRL Y-27907, 1073 nucleotides. RefSeq lists its product as uncharacterized. The record is from RefSeq and is a predicted model, not a curated record. The transcript has a single exon. The coding region runs from base 149 to 721 and encodes 190 amino acids. NCBI's taxonomy places the organism in Eukaryota, Fungi, Ascomycota, Pichiomycetes, Serinales, Debaryomycetaceae.